Messenger RNA from Panthera uncia (snow leopard), 1713 nucleotides. It is a transcript of the gene HSD17B14, whose product is annotated as hydroxysteroid 17-beta dehydrogenase 14. Gene Ontology annotation, biological process: steroid catabolic process. Gene Ontology annotation, molecular function: estradiol 17-beta-dehydrogenase [NAD(P)+] activity. NCBI's taxonomy places the organism in Eukaryota, Metazoa, Chordata, Mammalia, Carnivora, Felidae. The transcript has 9 exons. Gene Ontology annotation, cellular component: cytosol. The record is from RefSeq and is a predicted model, not a curated record.
GCAGGGGCCUCGAACCUGUUGGUCUAGAAAAGGAGGCAGCUCCAGCCUGGAUUUCUGGGUCUGAGGUUGGAGGGGUCUGGGGCCAAACUUCCAGGCUUCUGCCCUUCCUGGCAACGCCCCCCCAGGGCCGGGCUUCCAGGAUCCAACCCCUAUUUAUGGUCUGACUCCACGGCCUCACCCUGACUGUGGAGGUGGAAAGAGGCACCUAGCGAGUGACAGGGAGAGAAGGACAGAAGCAGAAUGGCCACAGGAACGCGCUAUGCCGGGAAGGUGGUGGUCGUGACAGGGGGCGGGCGCGGCAUCGGAGCCGGGAUUGUGAGAGCCUUCGUGCAAAGCGGGGCUCAAGUGGUCAUCUGUGACAAAGAUGGUGAGUGAGAGUCAGGACCCCCAGCCUUUCUCUCCCUGGAGCAAGAGCUUGCUGGAACUCUCUUUCUUCGAUGUGAUGUGACUCAGGAGGAAGAUAUGAGGGUCCUCAUUUCUGAGACCAUCCGCCGAUUUGGCCGCCUGGAUUGUGUGGUCAACAACGCUGGCUACCACCCGCCUCCACAGUGGCCCGAGGAGACCUCUGCCCAGGGCUUCCGGCAGCUGCUAGAGGUGAACCUGCUGGGGAUGUACACCCUGACCAAGCUUGCCCUCCCCCACCUGCGGAAGAGCCAGGGGAACAUCAUCAACAUCUCCAGUCUGGUCGGGGCCAUUGGCCAGGUCCAGGCAGUUCCCUAUGUGGCCACCAAGGGGGCAGUAACAGCCAUGACCAAAGCCUUGGCCCUGGAUGAGAGUCAAUAUGGCGUCCGGGUCAACUGUAUCUCCCCAGGAAACAUCUGGACCCCACUGUGGGAGGAGCUGGCCGCCGCCACGCCUGACCCCACAGCCACAAUCCGAGAAGGCAUACUGGCCCAGCCCCUGGGUCGCAUGGGCCAGCCAGCUGAUGUGGGAGCGGCAGCCGUGUUCCUGGCCUCCGAAGCCAACUUCUGCACUGGGACUGAGCUGUUUGUGACCGGGGGUGCCGAGCUGGGGUACGGGUGCAAGGCCAUUCCCGGCACCCCCUUGGAGCCCCCCACCAACCCUUCCUGAUUUCUCACGUUUCCACUUGGGCCUUCCUAACUAGGACUCCCAAAUUUCAGCUUCGACCCGCCUGCUUCUUAGAUGCACACCCCAACUCUAGACAUUAAGUCCACUAACCAACGUGCCAAACCACCCCCCGCAGGUUCCCAUAAAAGUAGUUUGCAGCCAGAAGGAAGAAGGCUUCAUGUCAUUGAUCUUCUGCUCUUUUGAGUUCUGCCACGCCGGGAGCGCGUCCCGCCAACCCCGCCCCUUGCAGCCCCACGGGUUCCCACGAGUGGUCUUGACCCAAGGGACUACGACUCCCGGCAGGCCUUGCAGCAGGAGCCCGUCCCGGAGGGCUCCUGAGAAAAGUAUUGCCGGUCGGCUUCACCCCUGCUAAUAAAAAGGCCCGCAGGGGAGAGUAAAUUAAGCUCUAUUAGGAGAUAAUAGAGGAGGCGAAACGGAAGGGCCUCCUCUUGGUUAUUCUUGGUCCUUAGGGGAAAGGAAUUUUGAGCUCGCCGGCUGAGGAAUAAGAGGGUGGUGGGCUCCACAAGUUCUGAGGGAAGAGGCAGCUGGGGUUCAGACUCCUCUGAGUCAGAGGGAGGAGGGGCUGGGGCCCGAACUCCUGGGUUUGGGGGAAGGGGAAACUUAGAGGGCGUGGACUCCCUAGCU